Molecule: messenger RNA, 2986 nt
Organism: Myxocyprinus asiaticus (Chinese sucker)
Lineage: Eukaryota; Metazoa; Chordata; Actinopteri; Cypriniformes; Catostomidae
Product: prohibitin-2-like
Exons: 10
Coding region: 41-949 (302 amino acids)
Biological process (GO): mitochondrion organization
Cellular component (GO): mitochondrion; membrane
Source: RefSeq, a predicted model, not a curated record
UGAACUGUCACCGGUGACGUACAGCGGAGAACAGAACAGCAUGGCGAGUAAAGAUCCCGAGGGUUUUCUGCAGCAGCUGCGCCAAAUUGCCGGCAGGAUGGGGUCUGGCCCCCGAGGUGCUGGGCUGGGCUUGAAGCUGCUCAUCGGAGCUGGAGCUCUUGCCUACGGGGUCAAACAAUCCACAUACACAGUGGAUGGUGGGCAGAGAGCCAUUAUCUUCAACAGAAUUGGAGGGAUGCAGAUGGACACUGUGCUUUCAGAGGGACUGCACUUCAGGAUACCGUGGAUCCAGUACCCCAUCAUCUAUGAUAUUCGAGCCAGACCCAGGAAGAUUUCUUCCCUCACUGGAAGCAAAGAUCUUCAGAUGGUGAACAUAGGUCUCCGUGUGCUGUCCCGCCCCAUUGCCUCCAACUUGCCGGUCAUGUACCAGCAGCUGGGUAAAGACUACGACGAGCGUGUGCUUCCUUCUAUCGUCAAUGAGGUGCUCAAGAGUGUGGUGGCCAAGUUUAAUGCGUCGCAGCUUAUUACACAGAGAGCUCAGGUGUCACUGCUCAUAAGGAGAGAGCUAAUCGAGAGAGCUAAAGACUUUAACAUCAUCCUGGAUGAUGUGGCCAUCACAGAGCUCAGUUUCAGCAAGGAGUACACCGCCGCUGUAGAGGCCAAACAAGUCGCUCAACAGGAGGCCCAGAGGGCUCAGUUCUACGUGGAGAAGGCCAAACAGGACCAGAGACAAAAGAUUAUCCAGGCUGAGGGUGAAGCUGAGGCUGCUAAAAUGUUGGGUCAAGCUGUUACGAAGAACCCUGGCUACCUAAAACUCAGGCGCAUCAGAGCUGCCCAAAGUAUCGCCAAAACGGUGGCAACCUCUCAGAAUAAGGUGUACCUGAGUGCGGACAGCCUGGUUUUGAACCUCCAGGACGACUACUUUGACAAGCUGUCAUUGGGGAAAUGAGAAGCAUCAUCCAUGGAGAACAUGCAUUCCAUAUGUUAGUAGUGUUUGCUGAGCCUGUAGAAUUAUGCCCUACUUCUAAACGUGACUGUGUCCCUGAGCAGAGCCUCUCUCUGCAGUUCCGUUAGGGCUCAGAUAAGACUUGGGCUGGGCACACUUAUGCAUUCACAUGUUCAUGCAUACCCAUUUAUACACAGCUGUUUGUAAUUUAGCAGGUCUUUUGUUUGAUUGGCUGGUGGUUUAAACUCCAGUAUUGGCACUGUGGUAUCAGGUGGCAUUAAAAUGCUUACAGUGAUCACAAAACACAUAUGUGUUUUUUAACCUUUGAAACAAUAAUUUGAUCAUGUUAUAAGUGAAACUCAUUUAUUCCUAGAUGUCAUAAUGAAGAUAUGGUGUUGCCAGGGUCUGGCGGUUUUCUGCCCAGUUGGGCUAUUUUGAAAAUGCAAUCAUAAGUUAAAAUGUAAAUUUCAUGGGGUGCAUUUUUGGGGGGGGGGGGGGGGGCUACUUUUCAAAUGUACUGCGGUCAUCAAAAAUUUUGAUGGUAGACUCUAGAAAAAUGAAAAUGCAAUGUCUUAUUGAUGUAUGUAAUGAUAACUGGAUUAAAUACUUGGCCAGCGCAAGCAGCGUCAAAGCGUUAGGAAUAGGCGAUACCACUCAUUUUCUUUUCGAUCCGAUUCCAAGUACUAUCAAGGCCAUGAUCGUCAAUACCAGUACUGAUGCCUCUAUUAAAUGAAUUGUUUUGCGAACUCUUAUGAUAAAAUAGGUCAUUUUAAAUAUUUAUAGAAGCCACAUUUUUCCUUUUACAUUUAUAGGCGUAAACACAUGAUUAGACUUCUGUUUUGUUUACCCUUACUUUUACAUGGUAAAUAGUUUAACCAUGGUUUUUGUUGUAAAACCAAAGCAACCACAAAAUUAACCAUGGUUACUACAGUCAUGAUAUUACUAUAGUAAAAUCAUAGUUACUAUAUGGAUAGUACAGUAUUACUAUUGUAAAACCAUGAUACAUUUUUGUAAGUGUAUGAUUUAUUUACAAUUACAGAACAUUAUCUGUCUUAACUUUUAAUUUAACCCUAAAAAAAUGUGUCCUGGGCGAUACAAACAUUUAAGAGGUUGGGGAGAGGAGCAAUAAGUCAGUCAUCCAGAUCUUUGUGAAAAAUAUUUAAAAGUGUGCCUCUGAAAAUACUGAGGACGUCUGACUUUGUAUACAAAGUCUGGCAUCAACUCACAAAUUUUAUCUAAAAAUAACGUGGCAUCUUUUUUUUUUUUUUUUGAGAAGACAGCUCACCUUGAAGCAGAUGUUCAUCUUUUCCAUGUUAGAUUUUUUUUUAUCAUUUCUACACUGUAAAAUUAAAAAUAGAUGCAAAAGCUAAAAAAAAAAAAAAACAUGGAAAUGAAUUAUGUGGGCCCUAGUUUGUUGGAUAACAGUUAUCCAAAAUAAUAUUUAUUAUUUUUGAGGUAUCUUAUUUUCUUGCUCUUUUUAGGGUUUAAUAAACUUUUAACAAACGUCACACAAACCCAUUAUAAUAAAUGUCACAUUUAGAUUUGUCAUUAAGUGUGAAUUAACUCCAGAUGCUGUUUAUCUGUCUGCCAAGUACUGCUGCUCCUUGUUUGAACGAGCGCUCUCUGUGACCACUUGUCUUUCAGUGUUUCUGCGCGUUUAAAUAAGGGGGAAACAAUCCUAUGUAACUAUUCGCUUAUAGCAGUUUAUUUAUUUUUUUCACUUUAAAGCAUAUGAUAUGCAUAAUAUUCAUGGUAAAUUAAGUAAUAUCACAAAAUUGUUUUUAUAAAAAUUUGUUUGUAAAGAUCAAUAUUCUCGAUACAACAUAAGCUUUUGGAAAUAUCGAUCUGCCCAUCUUUACAAAGCAUCACCUUUCAAUCAGCUCAUUUUCAGCUGUGCACCAGAAUCAACACAGUUGGCAACAUCUUGACAAAACAUGUAACAUUUAAAGCACGUGAUACAUUGCCCCGCAAUUGUAAUUCCUGUGUGAAUAAAUUUAUGGUGCACCUAAGUCAACACUAUUAAAAAGUCUGUGUAAUUCA